Messenger RNA from Fulmarus glacialis (Northern fulmar), 331 nucleotides. Its product is annotated as spermatogenesis-associated protein 17-like. Lineage: Eukaryota; Metazoa; Chordata; Aves; Procellariiformes; Procellariidae. Gene Ontology annotation, molecular function: protein binding. The record is from RefSeq and is a predicted model, not a curated record. Gene Ontology annotation, biological process: mitotic cell cycle; spindle organization; establishment of meiotic spindle localization. Gene Ontology annotation, cellular component: spindle pole. The transcript has 4 exons. The annotation marks the transcript as partial.
AUCUGUAGAUGAAGACAGAAAAAUAGAGUACAAAGCUGCUGUCAAAAUCCAGAGCUGGUUUCGAGGAUGCAGAGUCCGAGCCUAUCUGAGAUAUCUGAACAAAAUGGUGAUUUUUAUACAGAAGUGGUGGAGAGGUUAUCAAAGCAGAAGAUACUUCAGAAAAAUGGUGAAGACAGCAUAUUUUAUUAUGAAGAUGAAUUUCUACAAUGAAAUGGCUGUCAGGAUUCAGAAAAGGUGGCGAGGCUAUUACGUUCGGAAAUAUAUCCAUAAUUAUUAUGCAUUGAAGAAAUACCUGGAAGCCAUUUCUGUGAAUAACGAGAUUGUCAGGUAA